Phytomonas sp. Hart1 is the source of this 2915-nucleotide messenger RNA. The record is from the annotation of a GenBank genome assembly. NCBI's taxonomy places the organism in Eukaryota, Euglenozoa, Kinetoplastea, Trypanosomatida, Trypanosomatidae.
UUUCUUGUUUAAACAUUAGCGGACUGCUCUAAACAAAUAACAUACUCAGGUCAUAUUCAAAAGGGGAUAAGGGACUGUGAGUUAGAUGAUAGCUUUUUUUAAGAACUAAGGUAUUACAAAUAUGAUUGGCGUCCGAGGUCACUCGCAGAGGAAGUUUACAUAGAGAGGUCCGAACGAUUGGUCAUAUGAAGCUUACCAUAUUCAUUAUCUAAAGAAUUGUUGGAUCAGUUAAGAAUGUUUGUGAUUUCCCAACCAAAUUCGUAUUUCUUAUUUUAUUUGUAGAAAUUAACUGUUUUUAUGAUCUUUGAGGGGUGGAUUUCCUUUAAAGAUGUGUAUAAAUAUAUAUUUUUUCUAUCUGGAAUGUACCAUGAGAGCAAACCAGGCUUCAUUGUUGCUCUUUAUGUCGCUAAGAGGAUUAUAUUUCCUACGUCUUUUUAGUUUCUUAUUAUUUAUAUCAAAAAAAAUGUUAGGUACAGAGCCAAUUUAAAGAGGGUCUUAUUAUCGUAUUUACUUUUCCUAUGCAAAUGAAUUACUUGCUCAGCUUAUUGCUGCUCAUAGCGCUGGUGGGAUGCCCCGCUGCCCACGCGGUUUCUCAUGUUCCACCGUCCCCCAACGCGACCCACUUUUGCAACAACGGGAUUCAGCUUGAAUGGACGGCACGGGUGGGCAGCAGCAUCAUCUCCACGCCCCGUAUCGUCGAUUUAAUGCACGAGGGGCGCAAGGAGAUUCUCAUUCCCACCUUUUCUCAUUAUUUUGAGGCCCUUAGCGGCUUAGACGGUCAGAGCAUCCCCGGAUUUCCAUUUGUUCAUUCAAAAUUCAAGACCUAUGCGACCCCACUUCCGGUUGACAUGGAUGGUGAUGGACGUACGGAAUGGCUAGUGGCCAUGUAUACGGGCGAGCUCAUGAUAUUUACUCAGGAGGGAAAGUCUCUUGGGACGGUACCCGUUCCACCACUAGUGGUUAAGAAAAACUGGAUGAAGCUUGAAAAUGCCACUCUUGACGAAAUGAUAUCCAAACAGUUUCCAAAGCUCAAAGCGGAAGGCCAAAGAACACCUGAGGAGAUAUCUAAGACCAGGCGCGUUAUUGAUUUGUCUACCAUUCGAGCACCCGGCGCCGAGGAUUAUGAGGAAUUCACGACGGAUUCUGCAGAAAACUUGCGAACAUCGCAAUUCAAUGACAAGCGUCAACAUCCGUUACAGUCCACUGAAUCCAACGGGAGUCUUAUUCAGGAUACCGAUCAGGAAUUCGAUUGGGAUGAGGAGACAGUCGAUGACGAUACACCCGUGGACAAUGAGAAGAUGUCUGAUUACCAAGGCGGGGAUAAGGAGCCUAUAAAGCUCAAUCCCAACAGCACGCUCAGUCCUGAGGCUAAGGCCUCAAUGAACCUUCUUUUCCAUCCAGAAUGGUACCAGACAGAGGUGGUAUACGAUGCGGAAGAGGACGCUUUCUCUGCGCACAACCUUCUGGGGAAGAUUUCUGUUUCUGUUGAAGAGAAUGAAAUCGCGAUCGACGCUCACAUAUUAUCCACGCCUGUGAUCACCGACGUGGACAAAAAUGGUGACUUGGACGUCAUCGUGCACGUCAGCUACUUUUUCGACAUGUCUUAUUAUCAGGGAGAGAAGCGGAAUCAACUUCCAAAGGAUAUCGAUCCAGACGACUACGUCGCCACCGCUGUGCUUUGCAUCAAUUUAGUAACGGGCGAGCUCAAAUGGAUUUUUCCACUAGAAUUGACAAGCAACAAGCGUGAAAAUCUUGUUUAUGCCUUCAGCUCGCCUCUCAUUAUUAACGCGGAUCAGGAUUCAGACAUGGAAAUAUUCAUCACAUCAUCCACCGGACGCAUUGUCAGGCUAUCGGCUGGGGGUGAACCUCUUCUCGGCAACUGGGCCACAACCAGAUUUGGAUCUAUCAGCGCUUCACCCACGGCAGAAGAUAUUCAGGGGAAUGGUGAAAUUGCCAUUUGUACGGGUGAUGUCGAGGGAAGUAUUGCGUGCUUUACUCCUCAUGGAGACGUUAUUUGGCGUCAGAAGGUUAUUGGGGGCCUUGCCAACCGGGUAAGCUUUGGAGAUAUUAACGGAGACGGGGUAAUUGAUGUCGUUUUUGGUACAACAGCGGGACUUAUUUAUGCUCUGGAUGGCCGAGACGGACAUGUCCUAAAUCAUUUCCCCAUCACCACAGGGGGUCCCAUUAUCUCUCCUGUGCUGUUGAUGAAUGUAAAGCAAAGGGAUUCACAAGGUGGGCUCCAUGUCAUUGUGCCCUCUCAUGAUGGCAAUCUCUACGUGGUGGAUGCUGUUAGAGGAUGCAUCGAGAGUUUUGACAUAGACGAGAAAUCGUCCACGAUAGUGCUGGCCGAUGAUCUGACUGGAAAUGGACUUAUGGAUCUGGUAGUGACCACCAUAGGGGGCGGGGUCUAUGUUUUUGAAACGAAGAGCCCAUUUCACCCUGCUAAGGUUUGGGCCAGCGAAACAAAAGGCAUCAACGGGUAUACAGCCAGCGAGAACUACGUGAGUAUUUCCAUUGAUCCAGACUAUCGCGUCCCAAGAGAUAUUCGCGGUGAUCGCUUCAAACUCAAGUUUAGCAUUAAGGAUCCCCGCAUUGUUGUAGAAAACCGACAAUACACCGUAUUGGUUUAUGUUGGAUCACGCGUUCUACUAUACAAAGGUGUCUUUUACAAGCCCAAUACAUAUACAAUUGAAGUUAAUACACCACUGGAGCGUAUGUACUCUAGUUUGACCGUAAUUCUUAGUCUUCCCAGUGGCCAAGUUCUUACAGACACAAUUUCGUUGAGCUUUAACAUUCAAUUUUUAGAGACCAUAAAGUAUACAUUAGUAAUUCCUUUUGUUUUGACAGCCACGGCCCUCAUGUUUGUGCGUAAGCAGCACGCAGUGGACUUCAGCAGAGCGGAACUAUUGGUUUAA